Molecule: messenger RNA, 1677 nt
Organism: Phlebotomus papatasi
Lineage: Eukaryota; Metazoa; Arthropoda; Insecta; Diptera; Psychodidae
Exons: 1
Coding region: 7-765 (252 amino acids)
Source: RefSeq, a predicted model, not a curated record
AGUAAAAUGAGUCGUUUGGAUGAUCUUUUUGGUAAAAAGCGGGAUGUCGUUCCUGUACUGGACCUCUCGAAGCAAAUCAUCACUUCGCGGGAUGAUUUCAAGAGGCUACUGGAGAAAGUACCCGAUUAUAAGAUGCGACCCAUCAAAGUGCGUUCAGACGAGAUAAAAAUCAAGGAAAAAGAUUGGUCAUUUAAGAUGCCACGCAAAGAACUGGCACUUCUGCUAAGAUGUGGAGGUGUCAGAGAUGUGCCCCAUCAGUACUUAGAUCCCAUCCCUCCGGAAAUGAGGGGUGUAACAAUUGCUGAACUCUGCCCCGUGUCCAUUGACUGGAAAAUGCUAACGACACUGAGACCACGUACGAAAAUCGAAGAGGAUUUCUUUAGUCGCUUGGUGGAACUUGGGAAGUUGCAGCUGAAAACUGAAGCCAGGGACAAGAGGGACAAUAUCCUUCCAGCUUCGCAGCGUCGUACUAAAAAUCGCAAUGGAGUUGUUGAGACGAGAAUCUUCACAUGUGCUGAUUGCCUUGAGGAAUUCUGCACAGGACGAGGAUGUUCAGACUUCAACUAUGACUUUUACACAAGAACACCUCCCAGUGCUGUUCCUCGACCCGCUGAGGGUCAGGUACAGAAGAAAUCCGGGAAUGCAGACAGAAUUUUCGCGAGUUUAACAACGCCCAAGGCAAAAAGAAAAGUCACAGCCAAGAAACGGAAGGGUGGACGGAAACGCAGUCCGUCGAAAAGUAAAGAACAGAAGAGCAAGAAAUGAACCUCAAAAACACAUUCCCUUUCUCAAAAAUGUUUCCUGCCUCUAUAGAAUUGAAAUAAAAUUUAGCAGGGUACUCACAGUAAUCGUUGAUGAUAUCCGGAGCGUCCAGAAUGCGUUCAGGAGCAUGAGGAAUGUACCGUGAUCCACUCUUUGUGGAUACAGGCGUCUUCGUAGAGUACACCACUUUCAGGGGAUUCUGAUGCGAAUCUGGAGCAGAAGGAGCCUUAAUCUGGUACGAUAGAAUUCUCUGGGAAGGUGCUUCCCCAUUUGCACCUGGAAUCGUUUCUGCCAAUAACUUUCUCUGCUCCGCCUGAGCUGCUGAACGUUUUGUAUUGUCUGCCUGGCCGUUUUCUUCCUCCUGGGAAUCCUUCUGUUGCUCCUUGUUGAUCAUGUAGUGCCCCAAUUCAAAGUUGGACGUUGCCCUGCUGGGAAUAAAUCGAUCUCCACCGCCCGUUGAAGUUUUGGAUCGAUCCUUAGAUCCUGGUGUCUUUUUCCCCGGGGUUUUUCCCGUUGGAGUCUUUCUGCUGGAGCCCUUGUUGGGCGUCUUUCCGGGAACAGAAACACCAUUGCCGGCACAAGCGUUGUUGUAUGACACGGAAAGCUUCGAGUUAUUUACACUCGAAUUGUGCGAUGAAGUGCUAGAUGUUUCCAGCUUUUUCUGCCAUCUAGGCAUUGGUCCACGUGUCAGGUCACCAUCCAUUCCCCCAAGAGCACUAUUGAUGUCGUUUAUGUACGCAAAUUGGGACAUUUUCUCUCGCCAAGCACGCCUUUUGUCGGACACACAGCUUGCUUAAAAUAUAAAUGCAAAUUUCUUAAACUCACCCGUACUUCCUUCCAAUAAUGUUAACAUAAAACUACUUUAUGGAUUUUGAAGAAUAUAUUUAUGCAAUAAAACUUACAGAAAUUUGCAAA